AUGAAGAACUCUGUGUACGCUACUGCCGCCCUGGUGGCCGCUGCCGCUGCCGACUCUGUCGGAAGCGCCAUCGUCGUCAACAAGUGCAACUACGACGUGACCCUCGUCAACGUUCCUUCCGCCAACGGUGGUUACUCUGAGGUCGACAAGACUCUGUCUCCUUCCGACACCUACACCCAGAAGUGGACCUCGCUUAGCAACGGAAACGGCUGGUCUAUCAAGCUCUCCAACAGCACUUCGCUCGACAACAUCCUGCAGUACGAGUACACUUACCAGAACGACGGAACCAUUUGGUAUGACUUGAGCGAGAUCAAUGGCAACCCAUGGAACGGUAACUGGGAGAUUACCGCCAACUCUGGCGCCUGCACUCCCAAGCAGCAGGCUUACCGCUACGCUACCGAUGAUGCCUAUGGCAUGCAGUCCUGCGCUGCCGAUGCCAUCAUCACCGUCACUCUUUGCUCCGGCGAGGACCAGAACGACAGCGCCGCUUCUUCCGCUUCCACCUCGGUUGCCGCAGAGUCCACUGAGUCUCACUCUGUCUACUCGGCUACCGCUUCCGCUCCCGCUACCAGCCAGGCUCCUACCAGCACCCACCAGAUCUUCUGGGUCACCGCUUCCGUCCAGGCUCCUGCCACCACUCUCCAGACCUCUGUCAUCACCCAGGCCCCUAGCGCCGACAGUGCUGAUGUUAUCGUGACUGCCACUUACGUGGUCACCACCACUCAGUGGACCCACUCAUGGGGCAAGCGCGAGCAUCAACACCGCCGUCACCCCCACGGCAACUAG
This is a messenger RNA of Aureobasidium subglaciale EXF-2481, 786 nucleotides long. RefSeq lists its product as uncharacterized. The transcript has a single exon. The coding region runs from base 1 to 786 and encodes 261 amino acids. The record is from RefSeq and is a predicted model, not a curated record. NCBI's taxonomy places the organism in Eukaryota, Fungi, Ascomycota, Dothideomycetes, Dothideales, Saccotheciaceae.